Molecule: messenger RNA, 1887 nt
Organism: Corylus avellana
Lineage: Eukaryota; Viridiplantae; Streptophyta; Magnoliopsida; Fagales; Betulaceae
Product: GRAS family transcription factor
Source: RefSeq, a predicted model, not a curated record
UCUCUUUCUCUCUCUCUCUCUCUCUCUCUCUCUCUCUCUCUUGUAUGAGCUUAGUCGGCUCCGCCAUAGCUAUGGCCAUGGCCGUGGACCAUACUUUUGGGUUCGACUAUUCAGGCUAUGGCAACAACUCCGGCGCAACUGGCACGGCAGCCAUGGAAUAUGAAGUGAGUGGAGUGGGCUCUAGUAACUGGCCGGACUGGCCUCCAGUGGAGGACUGGGAACAUCUUGUAGGCCAAAACGACUUGGACGUCAUCGAGUCCAUGAUGGACGAUGCAGGAGGACUUGUCUACAACCUGGCUCCAACCGGGUCUGUUGAAGACGGGUCGUCGGUGGAAGAAGCGUCGUCCGUCGAAGAAGGGUCGUCGUCUCUCUCCGAGUCCACCGAGGUGGAGGUGAUGACGGUGGAAGAACAAACCAACGGCGUGGACAGGAACGGGCUGAGGUUAGUACACCUCCUGUUGGCGGCGGCGGAGGCGCUUAAACCGGCAAACAAAAGCCGGGAUCUGGCCCGAGUGAUAUUGUUUCGGCUCAAGGGAUUGGUCUCUCCCACAGAUGGAACUAACAUGGAAAGACUAGCGGCGUAUUUCACGGAGGCCCUGCAGUGGCUGCUAGAAAGCGCCGGCGGUGUCCACACCAAGCACCUCAUCACCAGCGGUUCCCACCGUGACGACCACCACAAUCAAACGGAUGUGCUGCACGCUUUCCAGCUCCUGCAGGACAUGUCACCCUACGUCAAGUUCGGCCAUUUCACCGCCAACCAAGCCAUCCUCGAGGCCGUCGCCAACGACCGCCGCGUCCACAUCGUCGAUUACGACAUCAUGGAAGGCAUCCAGUGGGCCUCCCUCAUGCAAGCUCUCGUCUCCCGCAAGGAUGCCCCCCCGGCCCCACAUCUCCGAAUCACCGCCAUCUCCCGUGCCGGUGGUUCCGGCCGCGGAAGAAAAUCGAUCUCCACCGUCCAGGAGACAGGCCGCAGAUUGACUGCGUUUGCGGCGUCGAUCGGUCAGCCCUUCUCUUUCCACCAGUGUCGGUUGGACUCUGACGAGACGUUUCGGCCGUCGGGUUUGAAGCAGGUGAGAGGGGAGGCGCUUGUGAUCAAUUGUAUGCUUCACCUCCCACACUUCAACCACCGGGCACCCGAGUCCGUGGCUUCCUUUUUAUCCGGAGCCAAGACCCUCAACCCGAGGAUUGUGACACUGGUGGAGGAGGAGAUGGGCCACGUGGGCAAAGGCGGCGAGUUCCUGGACCGGUUCGUGGACAUCCUGCACCACUACUCGGCGGUGUACGACUCGCUGGAAGCCGGGUCGCCCAUGCAGAGCCGGACCAGGGCUUUAGUGGAGCGGGUGUUCUUCGGGCCCCGAAUAGCCGGGUCAUUGGCCAGGAUCUACCGUGGGCUUGGGGAGGACGAGAGUGGGUCUUGGGGGGAGUGGUUGGCUGCGGGAGGGCUCAGGGCUGUACCCAUAAGCUUUGCAAACCAUUGUCAAUCGAAGCUUUUGUUGGGCCUGUUCAAUGACGGGUAUAGGGUGGAGGAGCUGGCGAAUAACAAGAUUGCUUUGGGGUGGAAAUCGCGGCGUUUGCUGUCAGCUUCUGUUUGGACGCCGCCGGACUCUGACCCUGUAACUUAAUUAAUCUGCUCAAUAUCCAUUAAUUUGUGUGCUUUUGUGUCUGCUUCCAUCGUUUUUCUUUUCAGCUCUCUGUGUUGUUAGUGUUUAACACCUAGAUGUGGGUCUUGAACCUUCUCGAUAUCUCCCCAAUUAAGUUUCUACUUUCUAGGUCGGUCGACAAAAUGUGCAGUGCAGGGGACCAAUUUCAUUUGUAACCAGGCACGGUUUUGUCAAUUUCGUUUUUAAGAUAAGAUAAUUAAUGUGGCUUUUUAGAAUUUGAGCUACA